This is a messenger RNA of Macrobrachium nipponense, 4565 nucleotides long. RefSeq lists its product as uncharacterized. Gene Ontology annotation, cellular component: neuron projection membrane. NCBI's taxonomy places the organism in Eukaryota, Metazoa, Arthropoda, Malacostraca, Decapoda, Palaemonidae. The coding region runs from base 1233 to 2555 and encodes 440 amino acids. The record is from RefSeq and is a predicted model, not a curated record. Gene Ontology annotation, biological process: synapse organization. The transcript is spliced from 7 exons.
CCGAACUGAGAAGGUGUGUGUGUAAUUUGGCUAUGGGGACCCAUCCGUGAGUUUCCAAAACUCGCAUCCCAUAAAAAAAAGGGCGGCGAGUUUUUGUACGUAGUAAAACUCGUCGCUCGCAGGAAAAAAUAUCCCAGAUUGAUAAAAUAAUGUUCAAUGGACAUUUAUGAAGGUGUUGUAAAUUUUAUGAGGUGAUUUUUCUUUAUAAGUGAGAUGAAAUUUAUGAUUUGUACAAAUGGUUAAACACCUGUUUUGGAUUGUGACGAGUUGUUUGGUACGUGAAUCAGAUACAAUAGAUGUUGCUACCUCCCAGAACACCUGUGAUGAGAGAGGAAUCCCACGUGACGCCAGAGAGAGAAAUCUAUAAAAAUCUAUAAUUUACCACGAAAAAAAAAGAUGUCAUCUAUAAUCAGUUACAAGAUUCCAAAUCAGUCACAAGGACAUGAAUAAUGACUGAAAAUGGAAAAUGAAUGACAUGCCAAAUGGUAAAUGAAUGACUUCGAAUUUUGAUAGGGGAGAUGAAUAAUUACGUAAUUUUUAAUAAGGAAAAUGAAUAAUUACGUGGACUGAAAUGUGGGAAAUGAAUAAUUACAUGAACUGAAAUAUGGAAAAUGAAUAAUUAUGUGAAUUGAAAUAUGAAACCUGAAUAAUUACGUGAAUUUUAAUAUGGAAAAGGAAUGAAAUGGAUAAGAUAAAAGACAGAUGUAUAAUUGGGAAUUUUUAUAAUGAAGCUUAAAAUAUAAUGAAUUGUGAUUGUGACGAAAAAUCAUUGUGAGUUUCGUGUUUCAUAGAUAAUAAUGACACACAGUGAGAUGAUGACGUGAUCUGAUAAUGAAUGAAUUAUUGUAUAAUCAUUAAAAAGUUCUGAAAAGGAAUAAUAGUUAGAACUUAAAAAGAAAUAUGGUUUUAAAUUCAUAAAGUUUUUGGGAGAUUAUGCCAUAAAUGACUACGGGUUUAAAACAUAUUAUUUAGAUUGGAUCGCAUUUUGUAGACUGAAAAAAAUGAUAAUGAAAUGGGGGAAAAAUCCACUGAAAAUUAUAUUUCAAAAUAAUUGUUCAUGAAAUUGAUAAAUUAUGAAUGAAGUUCAUGAAAUAAGUGAUAACAUUUACAUAAACGAAAAAAUAAAAUAGAAAAAUGAUUAAAACAAAUGUGAAAAUGGAAACCAAACAUUGAAAAAUUAAUUUUAAUAAAUCUAUUUAUGAAAACCAAUAAACGCAAGACAAAAUACAAUAAUGUCUGAUAUCUGGAUACAUUAUAUUGUAUUCUCCAUGGCUGUUGGUUGGGUUUUAGUGAAGGCCAAGUCCGGUACAGGACUCUAUACAGGCCCUUACUUCCCCUCCCCAAAGCCCCAGAAUAUCACGGUCCACCAGAACACCAUCGCUUAUCUGCCCUGCUCUGUCAAACAGCUCGGAGACAAAUCGGUCUCCUGGGUGCGACAGAGGGACGCAGACAUCCUGACGGUGGACAGGUACACCUUCGUCAGAGACGAGAGGCUCUCCGUACAUUACAUCCCAGACACGGAGACCUGGACUUUGGUCAUCACAUACGUACAGGAGAGGGAUGCUGGCACUUACGAGUGCCAGAUCUCCACAGAGCCCAAGAUGUCCAUGCUCGUCCACCUCAAUGUCAUCGUGCCACAAGUCGAAGUCGUCGGGGCAGUGGACAAAUACGUCCGCAAGGGUUCGACCGCCACCAUGGAGUGCAUAGUGAGCUCGACAGUCCAGCUACCAGACUACAUCUUCUGGUACCACUCGGGGAAGAGACUGCUCGAGUACGACCACCCGAGAGUCAAGUUCUCCGUUAGCAAGAAGGGGGUCAAGGGCGCGGAGAUGAGCAUCACGUCGUCUCUGGAGAUCACGGAUGCUGUGUCGUCUGACGAGGGGAACUACACCUGCCUCCCUUCCAAUCUUCCAGCGGCCACGACGAUCCUGCAUGUCCUCAAUGACGAGCAUCCAGCAGCCAUGCAAACUGGCGCUGCCAUGUUGACGGACCCUCCGUCACCGCACGGGAUUUUAGCCAUCGUCAUUCUCGCUUUCAUAUUCGUCCACAUCCCCCUGGAAUUCCAGGCCUUUGGCGGCUGGAACCCAGCCUUCCAGGCUCAAGAAAAGACUUCGAAAACCAGACUUCCCAAGCCUUCCAGAUCAAAGAAGAAGCGGGCCAGGUCGUUCGACGAAAUUGGUCCUCAACUUCUAAGAGACUUUCCAGAAGGUGGCCCGCUGAAAAGGUUCCAGGAGCACCUCAAAGGCUUUCCAGAAAGCGCUCCAGCAACGGCUGGAACUGAGGUGAACGAAAGGGCCAGGUCAUUUGCCAGAACUGGCCCUCAAUCUCUCAGAGGCCUUCCAGAGGAUGCCCAGCCAAAGACAUUCCAGAAGCAUCUUAAAGGCUUUCCAGAAAGCGUUCCAGCGACUGGAAUGGAGGUGAACGCCACUCACGGGAGACUUUUACAGAACGAUUGCUCGCUUACAGUCGUCCUCUACGGUAGAAAUAAGAUUUUAAAUUGCCUUGUUUGCAGAUCAAACAAGAGCCACAGGGUGGCGCUCUCUUUGAAGACAUGAUGGAUUCUGGAAGCUGUGUAGGAAUUUUGAGAGGCUCAACAAAUAGGACUCUGUGGGAAAUCAAUGAUUUUCGACGACAAGAUUCCGACUCAGAAAUGUGCUCAUUGGAGAAUCAAUGAUUCUUUAGACUAAAGAAUCUGAUUCUUGGGUAAAUUAUUUAUUCUCGUCAACGAUGAGAGUCAUAUAUAAUGAGAUCACCAGAAACUAAAUAAUUCUCUUUACGCAAAUAUUUGCUCAUUAGAAAAUCAAUGAUUCUAGUCAAGAAUUAGACUCAGAAAUGUGCUCAUUGUAAAGUCAUUGAUUCUUAUCAAGAAUUAGGCUCGUAAAUGUGCUUACUUGGAAAAAAUCAAUGAUUCUCUUGACUCAAAAAAGUGCUCAGUGGAAAAAAAUCAAUGAUUCUCUUGACUCAAAAAUGUGCUUGCACAAAAAAAAAAAAAAUCAAUGAUUCUCUUGACUCAAAAAUGUGCACAGUGGAAAAAAAUCAAUGAUUCUCUUGACUCAAAAAUGUGCUUUGAAAAAAAAUCAAUGAUUCUCUUAAAUCAAAAAUGUGCUCAGUGGAAAAAAAUCAAUAAUUCUCGACUCUAAAAUGUGCUCGGUGGAAAAAAUCAAUGAUUCUCUUGACUCAAAAAUGUGCUCAUUAGUGAAAAAAAAAAAGAAAUUUAGUCAAAAUGUUUUAGAGAAAACCAAUUCAAGAAUUUCUGUCUGUAUAUUGACGAAAAAAUCGAUACAACACGAUUAUUAUUAUAUUAUUAUUGUUGUUGUUGUUGUUGUUGUUAUUAUUAUUAUUAUUAUUAUUAUUAUUAUUAUUAUUAUUAUUAUUAUUAUUAUUAUUAUUAUUCAUUUUGGUGAAUUAUUACAUGUGUUUUUCUGGGUGUUUUGACAAUAUUCCAGUAAUGCUUUAUAUUUUUCUGAAAUUUUGAAGUUAACUGAACAUUGAAAAAGAAACUGAUAAUUAUAAUCAUUCACCUCUCCAAUCAAGAGAUUAACUGCUCCUUGGAAAAGGGAAGACUGUAGAAAACAUGAAUAAUAUUUCGAAAGGUUUUAUAAACCUUAUAAAAGUCACUUGUUCUAUAUAAAAGUGAUAACCAAACAUCUGUCGAAGCUUUAAAAAAAAAAGCAAGUUAUUCUGUGGACUUCAAUAUCUCCUUCAGACGGGAAUUUUGGUUGAUAUAUUAUUUUUUGGGUUUUGGAAUAGUCAGAAACAGUUCAUUAAAGACGAGAAACUUAUGACGUGAGUAUUCCCGGAUUCCAAGUUUGGAAUUGGUGGAAACAGUUCGUAUCACAAGACGACAGCGAAAAAAAAAAAAAAAAAAAAAAAAAAAAAAAAAAAAAAAGAGUUCGUGCAAAAUUAUACUCUUUUUUAUUGAGAAGAAAAUAUUUGUAUGAAGAAUAAAUAGUUCGUUUUAAGAGGAAAAACAGUUUUAUAAAGAUUAAACAAUCGUUCUAAGAAGAAAAAAUGAAGAUAAACAGCGUUCUUUAAGAAUAGAGAGUUGUAUGAAGAAUAAACAGUUUGUUUUAAGAGGAAAACAGUUUUAUAAAGAUUAAACAGUUGGUGUUAAGAGAAAAACAGUUUUAUAAAGAUUAAAAGUUCGUUUUAAGAGGAAAAAAGGUUUUUAUGAAGACUAAAUAUUCCUCCAGACGAAACAAACAGUUUUUACAAAGCAAAAAACAUUUUUGGAAAACAAAAUAAAAGCAUAAUUUAGGCUUUCAGAAAACUCUUACAUCUCACACCGUUUAUGAGCAUUUGCAAACAUUCCAGCAUUUUUAUAUCUUUGUACAUCCAUAGAGAUUUUGACCCACCAAAGAAAAACCAGGUUAUAACCUUCCGUUUUUUCCCCCGUUUCCAGUCUUUAGAGGCUUCGUAGAUACAGCCUUUGACGAAAUCUAUUCGUGUACGAAACCCAGAGAAAGGUUUUUUGCUUUCGUGGGUAUUCGUGACUUAACGAAACUCACGAACGACCGAAAAAGAAAGCCAUUUUUUGUAAACAAAAACAUUAAAUAUUUUUUUUU